UAAAACCAAUUAUAGUAGUACGCCUGCUGCUAUAAUGACAUUCCCUGCUGGCAUACUAUCGGACAAAUUGCCUGUUAAAUACCUAUUCACCCUGGGCAUCAUAGCAUCAGGCACAUCUAGCCUAAUAUUCUCCUUAUCUAGCACUUACAACUACUAUGCCAUCGCCUGGUUCAUACACGGCCUGGGCAUGACCUGUUCAUUUGGCAUGAUACCCAAACUGGCCAUGUUGGUAUCGGAUCCAGGGCAAAUGGCCACCAGCAUGUCGGUGAUAAUGACCGCGAUAAACGCAGCUGGCAUAAUUAACCCGGUGUUAAACUCAACGUUAUUUGAAUCGUGGCGAAUGAACAUGGUUGUUUAUGCUUGUGCGCUCAUGACCAUCGGGCUAAUUUGCUUGACAAAACUUGGGCAUGGUCGUAAAACUGGUCGUGUUAAUAAGAAGAAAAAUGAUCAAGCAACAGUAGCCAAAGAUCAAGGCAUAAAGCCCGCCUUGGUUAAAAAUCCCAUGUUAUGGCUGUGUGUAAAUAGCCAGAGUUUAAGUAUUAUGAUCACGAUGAUUUUGGGCGCUUGGGUUGGUCUAUAUUUUACAAAUGAACUGAACAUGGACCCAUACAUGUCAACCUUGUUUACGAGCAUGAUGAAUUUCGGCGCAGUGUUUGGUCGUAUAGCCACAGCCAAAGCGCUGGACCAUCUGGUGGUUAAGGCCAAAAACAAAGCUAAUCAAAAUAAACUACCAUAUAACCUGAUUAAGGCUAGGUUACCUGUGAUGAUCGGGCUAACUCUACUGCUAACCUGGUGUAUGCAUUUAAUUAGCGUAGGAUUGGGCACAGAGUCCAGCACCUGGUUUGUGGCACUGGUAGCCAUCGGUGUGGGCGCUGCCACCGCUGGUACUAUGCUAUCGGUGUCGGUGUGUAUAAUGGAAGUGGACCCGAGCAACGCAGGCCUGUGCCAAUCUAUCAUACAGUUUACCAUCAUAGGGGCCGAUAUUAUCAAUGGUCUACCUGUGAGUAUGUUUGCCGGUGCUUAUGGUUGGCAAGCGGUGUUUAUUAUGGCUGAGAUCAUGUGCGUUUUGGUGGCCGGGUAUCAGAUAUUUGUAUUACGCUUGUUUGGUCUUAAUAAGGUUAAAUCAGAG
Messenger RNA from Medioppia subpectinata, 1129 nucleotides. The record is from the annotation of a GenBank genome assembly. NCBI's taxonomy places the organism in Eukaryota, Metazoa, Arthropoda, Arachnida, Sarcoptiformes, Oppiidae.